AUGAAGAAACGGCGCUUGUCCUUCCAAACCAUAUUUGCCAAGGAACAUGUGCACGAACAACUACCACCUACUACUCCCCCAGACCUUCCCAGCCCAGGCUCUCGCAAUUACAAGACACUUCCGCGGUCAUUCGGUGCUCAAAUGGCUUAUUACGAUGCACCCUCACUAGACGGUCUUGUGCUUGCAGACACAAACGACUCUUUUCUUCUCGACGAUGACCCUUUUGCUGAUUUGAGUGGUGGUCCUCGUCAGCUUGUAGACGCGCCAAAAGACCCAACUCCGCCUCCACCAGUGCCGCCAAUUCCUCCCCUUCCCCCAUCCCCCAUUUCCAAACAUCCUCCCAGUCCAGUUCGGACAGUCUCGGCCCAAGCAACGCCUGCUUACCAACGACCAGCGUUCAAAGCGCGUCCUUCACUUCCUUCGUUGAGCAGCCUUGCCAAGAUGAAUGUGCCAACUCCGAAGGUACGCCGGGGUCGUGUAGGCGCCGGACUCCCUGCUGAACCUUGGGACCUUGACCCUGACGCGCUACCGGUUGUCAGUCCGACACAUGCAACAACACCAAUUUCUCCUCAAGUGAUACCCGCCAAUCCAUGUGAAUUCGAGGCACCACAGUCACCUGUAUUACCACCAACAACCCCCACUUCUCCGACAACCUUCCUCGAUUUCUCAAGUGAUUCUGACGAGGGUGAUCACCCACAAGAAGUGGAGACCCGCCAACUGUCCUCCGAGCUCGCUGUCAAGCCAUCACCCGCCAUCACCCGUACUCCGCCUGUCGCAGAGACUACUUUGGCAACCCCACCCGUGAUUGCAACCUCUUCUCCAACCCUUGCUUCUCCGCAGCCACAACCAAUCGUAUUGCCCAGAUCUUCGUCGUUGGAGGCACAUCCCCCCGCAGUAGUUCCAGAAUCACUGUCUCCCCGAUCUGCGACCUAUCCACCGCUUUCUCCGCACUCUUCUUCGCUCGCUGUCAAGCCGCUGCCUGUGCUACGUGAGAUUCCCUCGCCGGAACCUCCACCUGUGCCCCCCAAAGACCACGACGUGAACCCGCUGUCAGAUUCUCACCCAUCGGAGUUAGCGGUUCAAGCUCUUGCUUCUCGGCUUGACGACUUUCCUCUGGAUGAUGGCCCCCUUGAACUGGGGGAAGACUUUGGUCAUCAGCUUGGGUUGGACCUUGGGUUGGGUUUGGAUUUUGGACAUAGUCCACGUGGUGGGGAAGAGGUGGAGCCUGCCCUUGGUCGAAAUCAUUCCAAACGAUUGUCGGCACAAGAUGGUAGAAGUCGAGCCAGUAGCACCUCGCGCAGUCGUGCAGGCAGUCUUGCAGUGUCAAGACGCGCAUCAAGGACUGCCUUGGUUGAAACGGAAAUAUUGUUGUUGGAUACGGUCGCUAAUCAUUCACCCUCCAACUCAGCUUCACGGUCACGUGCACGGUCACGUGCAACUUCUUCAGCAUCGUCAUCCAACUCUACUUCCUCGCGUGGAAUCGACGAAAAAGCUGCAAAGCGGCGUACUUUCCGCAAAAGCUCUUUGGUCGGCGAUGUUCUCAAAUUUGCUCCGGCUUCACCCGAACGACCGUCAGUGCUGGACAAGGAGCCAGUGGCAAUCUCGCCAGAAGACAACUUUAGAUCAAGUGUCCUUUCAACCGCAAACGAUGCGGGCCAUGAAGAGUUAGACGACGAGCUGGGCACUGCUCAGAAGGGGUGUUCUUCGCCUGAACGGAUAGAAGGCUUCUCAUCACCACUUUCUGCCCGGUCUCCAGAGCGUCAAUACUCUUCGCCAUAUUCGACUCCAUCAAUAACGACUGAUGCUCGUUCACCUGAUAGCUCUUGGUCGGGCCACGAGCACGCAGAGUUUGACUUUGAUUGGCUUUCAGAUCAUCGUCGCACGGAGCGGUUUCCCACUUCUUCCUCCAAUUCUUCUGAUUACGGUGAAGAGUUGGAAGAAGAGCGUGGGCGUUGGCGUCAGGCUCCCGUGUUGCCUCCACCAUCGGUCUAUUCUGACGAAGAGCUUGCUAUGGCGGACACAGAUAAUUCCGGACGACUUGCCCCUGGUUUUGUGUUCCCAGCCCGAGCCCAUCUAGCUGAAAAUAGCAAUAUCCAACCUGGUACAUCGGCCGAUACUAUUCGCGCCCGCUCAGGCAUCACAAUACCUCGUGGAGACUCUUUAUGGAACUCUGACGAUGCACCCACACUCUCGAACCCGUCUUCAACAUCGGACAGUGAAGAUGACUUCGGCACCUCCUCAGCCGAGCCUUUUGAUGAUGGCGCAUCAGAUGACGAUAUUCCCUUGGCGCGGCGUAUUCCCACGGCUUUAUCGGCUCAGCAGUCCAUUCGUCGGCAAGUCAAGGAAGAGAGGAUGUUUGCACGAGAGCUGCAGGGAGUUGAUGGGAGCGAACCUCGCAGCCGGCAAACCACUCUCCGUCCGUUUGCAGCCCCAAUGCCACCACCAUUCACCUCGAUUGUUGAGCCACACGAACGACUAAGGACUUUGACGCUUCCUGGAAGUGGAAUCAGGUCACUCGCUGUGGACAGUCUUACCGAAAAGUUGCAAAAUAUGCGAGCAAGUCACAACAACAAGAAUGGCGUGAUGGACCCCAGUUGGUUGACCUUUCCAACAGCAUCUCGUCGGCUUUCGACUUCAGCGUCGCCUCCUCCUAACCGAAACCAGCCUCUUCCAGAGACUCGUGGCUUGCGGGCUAUGCGCUCUUUCCAACGACCUAAGACAGCUGACGUCAGCCGGACUGCUCCCCUUGAUUACCCAGUUCGUGUCCGACGCAGCAAUACUACGCUGCCAGAACGAGAUCCCUCUAACUUGGUCGUCCCUGCAUUUGAGCGAAACAUGCUACCGCCUAUUCCUUCUCCCUCUAGCACCUCACCCAGCCGGCCUCUGCCACCAUCACCUUCAGAAAAUAAUUUGAUGCGUAUAUUCGUGGGAGAUGCCCAGCACUUCACUCUGGUGGAUAUCGGCCCAUCGACGACUGCGAGCGAUGCAUUGUCUAUGGUAGAAGAACAAGGCUCGCUCAAGGGCUGGGUCGGUACAGGUGACUGGAUUAUGUUCGAGGUAGCGCAGUCUUUCGGAAUGGAGCGACCCAUUCGUGGCUUUGAGUUACUCGCCGACGUGCAGGCUUCGUGGAAUAAGGACAAGAUGAUCAACAUGUUGGUAGUAAAACUAACGCCUUUGGCUCAUAUCCUUAACCAUCCUCACAUGCCACUCAAUAGCCCGACAUUCUCUGGAUACGUUGAAUGGGAGUAUAAGCGUGGAAAGUGGAAGCAUCGGUUCUUGAGGAUAAGACACCAUGCUCUCUGGCUGUCAAAACGGGAAAACGACAAAGAAGAGGUGUACUUUUGUUCGCUUUCAACAUUCGACGCCUACACCCUUACGCGGCCACACAAGGCCCCGCCGAAGCCCUUCACUUUCGCAGUCAAAUCUACGCAAAACAGCUCUACGUUUGAGAAUCCUGCCGACUACCUGCACAUCUUCUCGUGCAACUCUGAUGAAGGCGAACAAUGGUUGGAGAAAAUCAGGCUUGCCCGUUCCUUCGUCCUCUGCCACAAUGUGCCUACGACUAACCCAAGUAUUAUGCGGAAAAGCUCGGCUCCAUUAUUGAGCGAGAACUACAGCGACAUCGUGGCCCCCUCCUUGAUGCUCCGCGCCUAA
Messenger RNA from Mycena indigotica, 3654 nucleotides. RefSeq lists its product as uncharacterized. The transcript is spliced from 9 exons. NCBI's taxonomy places the organism in Eukaryota, Fungi, Basidiomycota, Agaricomycetes, Agaricales, Mycenaceae. The record is from RefSeq and is a predicted model, not a curated record. The coding region runs from base 1 to 3654 and encodes 1217 amino acids.